GACAUUUGUUUUUUCACUUCACUGAACUUGUCAAAACUCAAACGUCCUUGGUCCUUCUCAAAUUUCAUUUUGAUUAGCAAAAACUUUUAAUAAAAUAAUUCUUUUCUUUUCUGGAAUUUGAAAUUGAAUAAAUUUACACAACAAUCUUCUUGAACAUUCACCAUCCACAAUGGGUAAUAAAUCAUCAUUGCUUCUUCGUCCCGAAGAAAUUGCACAAAUUCACGAUGACACUGGUUUUACACCAAAUCAAAUAGAACGUUUGUAUUCACGUUUUACGGCAUUGGACCGUGGUGACUGUGGUACACUUUCCCGUGAAGAUUUUCUUCGGAUACCGGAACUGGCGAUCAAUCCUCUUUGCGAACGAAUUGUUCACGCUUUCUUUGCCGAUAGCACAGAUGACAGAGUGAAUUUCCGACAGUUUAUGCAAGUUCUAGCACAUUUUAGACCAAUCAAUCAGAAGAAAGAGAACAAACUAAACAGCCGUGAAGAGAAGCUAAAAUUUGCCUUCAAAAUGUACGACUUGGAUGAUGAUGGUGUGAUAAGUCGUGACGAACUUUUAAAUAUCCUUCAUAUGAUGGUCGGUGCCAAUAUAAGUCAAGAACAGCUUAUUAGCAUCGCUGAACGCACAAUUCUGGAAGCUGAUAUGUGUUGCCAAGGAAAAAUUUCAUUUGAAGAUUUUUGCAAAGCACUCGAGAGGACAGAUGUUGAACAGAAAAUGUCCAUUCGAUUCCUUAACUAAUUUUUUUAUACCUUCCUGAAAAGAAGUAGCUAGUUCAAAGUAUUAUUUAAAUAUUAUGUUUUUAUGUCAAAAGUGUGAACACAGAAAAUAUGUUUGUAUUUUUUUUUUUUCUAUUUUCAUUCAUUUGUUUGGAAGUGGUAUUAAAUUUAAAAAAAAAAAUGAAAAGUAAUAGUGCUUAGUGGACAUGUACUUUAAACAAAUUAAUUUUUCAAUAAAAUUGUUGAAUUAUUUAUGCACAAGCUA
Episyrphus balteatus (marmalade hoverfly) is the source of this 982-nucleotide messenger RNA. RefSeq names its product calcineurin B homologous protein 1 (gene elm). The record is from RefSeq and is a predicted model, not a curated record. The coding region runs from base 170 to 739 and encodes 189 amino acids. The transcript has 3 exons. Gene Ontology annotation, molecular function: calcium ion binding. NCBI's taxonomy places the organism in Eukaryota, Metazoa, Arthropoda, Insecta, Diptera, Syrphidae.